ACAGUCAAAACAAAACACCUGUUUGCCUGCUCAACUUUUCCCUUGUCGAAUCUUUAAUUCCAAUUUUUUCAUUUAUUUGAACGUAACUACCCUCAAAUUAAUUUGUUUAAAGUCUCCUUUGAUAAUUUCUCAUUUUGAUUUAAAAAAAAUAUAUAUAUCUUUCCGCUAAAAUAAAUUUGGCCAUAUCACUGUCUGCCAUUUUUUGAUCAUUUUUUUUCCAUUUCCACACGUUAGAGCUAACAGCAGUCAACCGGUGGUUGGUAUGUGCUCGGGUUUGUGGCGUUUCGUUGUUUCUGUUUGCAUCGAGAAACGAUUGGUGGUAAUCCCAUUGAUAUAAAAGCGAUAUUGCAAGGCAUAAGCAAGAAGAAAUCAAUAUGAAUGUUGAAAAAUUGAAAAAAAUGGAGGGCGAAGUAAGGAUUGGAGGCAAAGGAACACCGAGGAGGAAGAAGAAAUAUGUUAGAUCCAACCAAGCAAACUCUGCCCAGGCCAACAACAAUCAAAUAUUUCUAACAACCUUGCGAAGUCUAGGAAUACACAAUUGUGAUCAUGUCGAAUUUGUCUUUGAGGAGGAUGAUGAACGCGUGCCAGAUUUACGUGCUCACGCAGGAUUUCACGUGCCACCAGGGCCAAUUGUACCUGAUAUGUUUGAUGAAACCAGCAAGACUGAGAUUCCCAAAACUGAUAAAGCUAAGCAGCCGGAAAGCCAGACGCAAGUGCCGAGCACCCAUGGAAAAGUACAGGAGACAUGGGUUUGAGUGCAGUGCCAGCCUUAGCAGAAGCGACAGGUUUUUAAAAAUUAUUUAUUGAGUGUUAAUAUAGAGUUUGUUAAAUUAUUUAUCCAUUAUAAUAUCGGGUGUCACAGCCAAAAUUGCAGCAUUUCCAUAGCUAAUAUCCUCGAAACUAGAAAAGAUAAAAGGAUGCGGUUUGCACCAUUGUUUUUAAUUACCCGAUACCUACAUUUUUUGUCCAUUAUAGAAAUAUUCUUUAGCAUUAUACCAAAUGCAUUUUGUCUACUUUCCAACUGGCAAGCAUGUCUUCAAGAGCUCAUGACAAGCUUUGUUUCAGAAAUAAAAGCAUCAAACUAUACAUUAUUCAGGAGCCUAAAAAAAAGCUUCCUCACGAUGUAAAAAUAUAUAUGUAUAUAUAUCCAAUUUAAGAAAACUGAGUUUUGUGAAGUUAUAAAAAUUCAAUUUUUCAUUAUCAUUGGUAUAAUGCAUGGUGCAAACCGCAUCCUUUUAUCUUUAUUAGUUUCAAGGAUAUUAGCAUUAAAAAUGCUUUAAUUUCGACUGGGACACAGUGUUCUACAAUAAUAUAUGCUUAUUAGAUUACAAAAAAAUUCGUAUAGGCGUAUCUACUUUUAGAGAUUUUUAAUUGAGUGUAAAUAUAGAAUAAUUUGUUUUCAAUUAUUUACUUUUUAAUUGGUUUAUACAACAUUUGCUUAUCAUAAUCACAAUUUUAGUCUUAGUCUUUAAGAGUUAAAACAAUAAUUUCUUAUGGAACCGUUUAUACAAGAAUCACAACCAUAAUCAUAAGCAUAAGCAUAACUUGGUUGGCCUUAAAGUUCCUUACUUUUAACUUUUACGACCGAGAAUCAAAAAGCGCAAAAUUUGUCAGCUGUUUCAUUUCACCCAAGAAUCGAUUUUGCGUAAUUUCUAACGUAUUGUUUUAGUUUUGUUUUUGUUUAUUUUUUCAAUUUUUUUGAGCAAACCAAACUGAUUCUCUAUUGCCGCAGCCAUAAGUGAGGCAAAGCUUAGAAAUAAAUAGGAAAGAGCUAUAACUUUGUAUAUUUUUCUCUUGAAUAAUUUUGAUUUCGAUAAUUCCAACUCUUUGCACUUUGAAAAAAUAAACAAAACUGAGAAAAGUAAGUAUAGAACUGCCAACUGAAUCCACAAAAAGUCGGGUUAGACUUGAUUUUAUUUUAUGCUUAUGACAUUGUAUAAACGCCUUGUAAAAUUGUGAUUAACAUUAAGACUAUGAUGACUAUGCAAAUGUUGUAUAAACCCGCUAUAUAAUACAUAUUACAAUAUGUAUUAGAAUCCAAAAAAUCCGCAUGGACCAUUUGUAUUUUUAAAGAUUAUUCAUUGAGAUAUAGGAUAAUUUGUUUUUAAUUAUUUACUUAUUAAUUGUUACAAUAAUAUAUGUGCAUUAGAUUACAAGCAAUCCGUAUGGACUGUAUGUAAUAUUUAAGUUAUUUUCAUGUGAAAUAGAUUUUAAAAAAAGUAGAAGGCACUAUUUUUUUACAUGCUUAACGUGGUUCAUUAAUUAUUUGUUGUAUGUUUUUGUUUAUUUAUUAUUUCAAAAAAAGUGCAGUUUCGAGCUGAAAAAAAGGAACAAAUAAUCAAAAAUCAAAAAUGUCUACGUUUGCAUCGUUUUGUUCCCAGACCUCUUCUAGACGAGACUAUAUAGAAUAGACUUAACUCCAUAUUUUGUAUCGACUCUUCUGGUCCUUUUACCUGGUCUUCUAUUUUUGUUAGUUGGCAGUAGACAUGACACUUGACUGGGUCCAAGCAAUCACUUGCAGCCUACAUGUUAAAUUUCCCAUGAUAGCAAUCUCACACCAGUGAGGCCUCAAAAUCUUUGCAUAUAGUUCCAAGUUGGAUGGGAUGGACAAAUUACAUUAUAUUAAAAUAAAAUGUAUCACUUUUUUUGUUGAGUGUAUAAUGUCUAAUUUGAGGCCAACUCAAUCAACUUGCAG
Molecule: messenger RNA, 2695 nt
Organism: Ceutorhynchus assimilis (cabbage seed weevil)
Lineage: Eukaryota; Metazoa; Arthropoda; Insecta; Coleoptera; Curculionidae
Source: the annotation of a GenBank genome assembly